Messenger RNA from Trichoplusia ni (cabbage looper), 4036 nucleotides. Its product is annotated as PRADC1-like protein. Bases 219 to 833 code for a protein of 204 amino acids. The record is from RefSeq and is a predicted model, not a curated record. NCBI's taxonomy places the organism in Eukaryota, Metazoa, Arthropoda, Insecta, Lepidoptera, Noctuidae. The transcript has 5 exons.
ACACAUUUUUUUGCUUAUUGUAAUUUGUCACGAUUGUUAAACAAACUUGAAAACGUCAAGUUUACAGUGUACUGUCAAAAUCAAAUGAGUAUACAUUGAAGUGUCAAUAAAUUUGAUUCAAUUGUCUUCUUCUGACAUCUGUCUGUCUGUGAUUAAAAAUUGGGGAUUUGCAAAAAGCUUUUGUGGUUACGAAUAUAUUAAAACACAGUUAAACCAAAAUGCUUGUGCCCUUGUAUUCGAUUUUAAUUUUGGUUAUUCUCAUAAGUGCAGUCUCGCCCGGUGCAAAUGAUUUACACUUCUACGACGGGGUUUCUACCGCAGACGUGAUUUUCGGUGACGUGUUUUUCGAAAUAUUAGAUCCUCCUGAACUCCGAUACUCAUACAGGAUUCGACCAGCUAAGGAUUUUGGGACACCUUUCAAUGAAAGUGUUAAAUUCUUGGAAGCAAAGCUGGUACCAACAGUACCACUGCAUAGCUGCUCUGAUAUAGUUAACCAUGAUGAUAUAGUGGGACAAAUAGCUUUAUCUGAAAGAGGAGAGUGUUCAUUUGUUUAUAAAACUGCCAAAGCCCAGCAGGCUGGAGCGAGAGCAGUCAUUAUAACUGAGUCUAUAGACAGAUGGGAUGAUUCACUUGACCAUUUAAUAGAAAUGGUUGAUGAUAAAAUGGAGUUAGACGUGAAUAUACCUGCAGCAUUUCUCCUUGGUAGAAGUGGUGCAACAAUACUUCAUACAUUAAGAAACUUAAAGAAGACAUAUGCUGUUAUAAAUCUGCCAAUAAAUAUGACACAUGUGCCAUUUAGUAAGAUGAACCAGCCUCCUUGGAUUUCAUGGUAAAUUGCACUUUAUAAUAAUAUACAGAAAGUUCAACUUAUCUGUGACCAAAGCACUCUGUGUAAGUGAUCAUUCAACAUGAAAAUUUUGUUUAGUGUGACAGUGACACACAAGUUAUUGCUGUAUGAGACAAGGACAAGUGUUGCUCACACAUAGUGCCAUGUUCAAAGAUGACUUGAAUUGACUAAACUUAUUUGUAUUCUAGAAUAAACCCAUAAUGUGACUUAUUCAAUGAAGAAAAUGUUACUGAAGUUAAUCAUAUAAUAUACAUUUCGUUACGAUUACAAGCUGAGCAAUAAUAUUUAAAAAUAUUUGCUUAGUAUAUACAUACUUACAUACUUGUACAGCCAGUAUAAGUAGCCAGAUGCUAAGAUAAGAUAAAUAGAUAUAAUGUGCAGAUUAGUUUUGCCACAGAAACCAAACUACACCUUGUUAAUUAUCUGAAAGUUGUUUGACACAGAAUUUAUUUUAUCAUCACUCUAGCAUCAUGUAAAUUUCCGUAAUUGGUUACUACUGUUUUGGCCCAGUUAUCUAUGUAUGGGCUCUAUAAUAUUCAGUCUUAAACUAGGAUUAAAACUCAUACCCCACUACAUUGAAUAAUCUUUAGACACUAAAAACAUGCUCAUUGAAUAAUAAACAUCCGCUAAACCUCAUGUCAAUUCUCAAGAUUGGGAGUUAUUCUCUUGGGCAUUAGACCCAAUUUAAUUCGACGUAAUAUAAUUGAACAGUCUUUUAGAUAUUGAUGCAGAUACUAUACUGUUAAAGCAUGUCUUGUUCUAUGGUGUAAGUGAGAUUCUGCUAUGUACAGUGUGGUGUGCCAUCUUGCUUCCACACAUGCAAAUAACCUGCUUUAACAGAUCAUAAUAGAAAGGACAAAGUUGUUUGUAUCUGUUAAGACUAAGUUAUGCUAAGUAUUUGUUGACUUAUAUGCAUGCUUACUGUUUUACUAUCUAAGAGAAUAUUGAUCAAAGGUAAAAUGAUAUACAUAUAUUAUAUUAUGGAAUGUUUCUUGUGUAUAUAUAUAUAUAUAUGUAGUAUUUGCAUUUCAAGUUUUUGUAUCCUUGAUUUCAAUUAAAUAAUAGGGAUGAUGACAAGUUGUUCUCGUUGUUUAAAGAAAAAUAAUGGAUUGUUGGAUGAUUUUUUAGUUUUGCGAUGCAACAAAAAUUGAUCAAAUUAAAGUGAAAGGAACUCGCUUAUGACGUCACGUCUGUGUAUAAAUUUUGCGCUGUCGUUACGUCACAAGCUCUCUCAGUUAAACUUUGACACAGCCUGUCUUUAUAAUUUUUGAUUUUUAAAUUUUAAUUUUUUAUAUCCAGUCGUCAUCCCUAUAUUCUUGAACGGCAGAGAUAUAAGAUAAUUAUGCUACCAAAUAUGAAGUACAAUCUUUGAUGUAAGGAAGUUGUUAUCUAGUGACUAGGUAAAAUUCAUUAUACAACAAAAAGUGUAUCUAGUCUUUAUGCUACUAUGCUUAGAAUGCUAGGCUCAGCUUAAAUAAUAAAUAGGCUAUGUUGAUGUCAAUUUUAACAAAAAUAAACAGAACAGUUUCUUUUUUUUACAAAUGUAAAGCGAUUCAAUCAUUACCGUUAUGAAAACGUUGAGCUUAAAUUGAGAUAGAAGUUGUGAAAUUAUAAUUAUCAUGUAAUUUUUGAAAAGUAUAAUCUGAGACCGUGUAACAUGACUACAAUAUUAGUUAUUUCUGUUUCAGAUAAAUUUUUAGCUAUAUUGUUCUUUUCUGAUUUUAAACUGCUUAUAAUGGUAACCUUAAAAAGUUUUAAAUGUGAUGGAGAAAUUAUUUAAUGGUACUCUUAGCAAAGCUAUAAUUUUUUUAUCUUAUUUGCAUGAAAACUCUUGUUGUAUGUGUUAAACUCGAAUGCGUUAUAUUACUUAUUUUAUUUAUUGACCUCUCAGAAACGACGUCGACAUUGUCGCUUUAAGAAGAGCUCUGAGGUACCUAAAGUAGAAGAUAUAAUAUGUUCACCUUGAACGUGAUAACAGUCAAAAUCCAAAUCACUUGCUACCAAUGAUACUACAAAAAGUCCUUGGUCCGCACGUCUUACCUUCAAUUUGUCUAUAAUUGGGUAUUGGAUAAAAAUCAGUUUGUCAGACUGAUAGAAAUACGUAUUCAAUAUUUUUCGGGAAAUAUGUCUGACGGACAUGUUUAUAUUAUUAGAUUUCGCGCCUGUUCCACCACAACCACAUAAGUUCCUGUUAAAUUAUUUGUCAGAAUUUUUAAUGCAAAGGACGUCAACAUUUGCAAAUUUUAUGUCCGAUAGCGGCUAAUUAGUGAUUGUGAAACAGGCGCUUAGUCAAAUACCUUAGUCGUGGACUGCGUUUUUAGAUGACAUGUCCACAGUUAUUUUUACCAGCGUCAAUUUGUAUGUUUCUUCUUAUCAUCAUCAGCCCGUCUUAAUCCACAGCUAGAUAUUAUAAGCCUCUACCAUGGCACGAGCUCUUAUUUGGAUAUUCUCACUGAUAGUUUAUUACAACAAAAAAAAUACUUCAGUGAAUUUAUGUCAGUCGUUGCUUUUGUUUUCGAUCCUCAUAAGGUCAUGCUUCUACUUAGGUUAGUUAUUUAUUCUCUAAAAUAUAUUUUUCUUUGUAUUAAAAGUGCUAUAAAAAUUGCUGCAGUUCUGGAAGUCUCUGAUUUAAAAUAUAUUUGAAUUAAAAUAAUUGUUGAUUAUGACAGUACGACUCAAUAAUUAUAGUGUAACUUUCUACAUUAAGAAGCAAGGUCUUAUCUUAGCAUAUCUACAUUGUAAACCCAUGUUAAAUACUUUAAUGUAAAGAAAUAAACGAUAAUACUAACAGUGGCUUCGAAAAGAUCGUGUUGAGAUAAGUCUUUGUUACUUUAAUCUGUUAAAAAUAUGUACCACUGCUGUUUGUUCAUGACUAUCUAUUGAGAUUGCUUGACUUUUUCUCGCCCAAUUGGAUAAAUAUGCGUGAUGAAACCUCAGCUAUAAAUAAUUGUUCGUUAUACAUGUAAAUUGUUAACAUUAAUAUAAACCUUUUGCUUCAGGAUUUUGUAAUAUAUAAGUUGAUAUACCGCCCGGCAGAGGUGGCAUCAAAUCAACAAUCUGCCGAAAUACGCGGUCAGUGACCUGUGAGGAUCUCAUUGUACAUACUACAUUAUUGUUUUAUAAAUCAUUGAUUGAUUGCUUUUUGUAAUUUAUUGUGUGAUAUGUAAUACAACCAAAUUGAUAUAACAA